This is a messenger RNA of Paramuricea clavata, 1422 nucleotides long. The record is from the annotation of a GenBank genome assembly. Lineage: Eukaryota; Metazoa; Cnidaria; Anthozoa; Malacalcyonacea; Plexauridae.
AUGAUUGUGACAGAAAGUUCACAGGUGCAAGCAAAAGACUUCCAGUUCUAUAGCCAUAAUGAAGAAGAAAAAAACAAGCAACUGUGCAAACUCAUUGAAGAUAGCUUUUUGAACAUUUUCCCAGAUACACCGAAAGAAAACAUUCACAAUUUCUACCUCUGCAAAGCAAGAAACUGCCAAGAUAUAAGCCAAUGCAGCAAAAAAGAUAUGAAGAAAGACAACAAGUUCCAGCACAAAUGGCUCUUCGACCCUGAAAUUUCAAGAUGUCCUUCAACAAACAUCUGGUCCCUUACAUUUAUUGAGGGUAAAGGUAUGUUUUGUGCCCUUUGUAGAAUGCACAAUACUUGCCAGCCAAACAACGAAUUGAAAGUGUGGAACACUGUUUCAAAUGUCCGAUGCCGAAUGGAAACCAUCUGGUUGCAUCUUAAGAACACUGGUAAGCGCACAAUGCAUUCUGACGCUAUCUCUACAGAGAAUCUGAGAAGCAAAUCCUAUUUUGUUCAGCAAAAGCGGAAAGAGGAGCAGCAGAUAAACACCGUAUAUGAGAAAGCAUUCCGCUCCCUUUAUUGGCUCAGCAAGGAGGAAAUCGCUCAAACCAAGAUUACAUCAUUGUUCACAAUGCUGGAAAAAAUAGGAGUUGGCGAAAUCAAGCAAUUUCGAACACGUUCCGAACCAGUGCUAAGGCAGAUGCUGCUGCUGAUAGGAGAAAUUAUUCGGGAAGAAGUGGUGGAAAAGAUCAAUAAAUCAGAGGCAUUUGGUCUUCUUACAGAUGAAGUUACCGACAUCACCAACACAGCGCAGCUUGUUACCUUUGCCAAGUACUACGAUGUAGAAAAAGGAGAUGCUGAAACCUGUUUCAUUGGCUUGUCUGACCUACUUGCGGAUUCAGAAGAUACCUCUGCAAAUUCCAAGUCCAUUUUCAAUUCACUUGUCGGUCUUGUGGGAAAGCUCCAGCUUCGGCUUCAGGAUUUGAAAGCAUUUGCGUCGGAUGGUGCGUCUGUCAUGACUGGAAAGAAAGAAGGUGUUGCCGCAAGAUUGAAAAAUCUAGAAGAUUGUAAGACCAUGUUGAGUGUCCAUUGUAUCUGCCACCGGUUAGCUCUUGCGUGUUCUGAUACCGGCGAUGAGCUAUCUUUCGUAAAGGAUUUUGAGACUACUUUGAUGCAGCUCUGGAAAUUUUUCAAGAAUUCUUCAAAGAAACUCAAGGUCUACAUCAAAGUUGCUCUGAAGUGUUACUCCUUAGAUGCGAUGUCCACGAGAAGAAAGAAGAAAUUCGUGAAACGUGUCAAACGCGCAGUUAGAACAAGGUGGCUCAGUCUUCAUGCUUCUGUAGAUUCUGUAUUCACUGAAUAUGUUGGCCUGGUCCACGCCCUCCGCGUUUUGAAAGAUGAUCCCGCAUCAGGGCCUAUGCCACCGGGCUACUAA